GCGCCUGUUUGGGCUCCGAGCACUCAACGACACGCCGGCCAUCAACGCCAGGCACCACCACCGCCUCGCCGCACCCGUCGGCGGAGAGACGCAGCUCACGCCCUCCCCGCCGAAACUGCUGAACCGCCGCGGCCAUGUCGAGCGUCGACGAGACCGUUGCCAACGUGCAGCGCAAGAUUGACAGGGAGAAGGCCCUGAUCAAUGCUGCCAAUGCCAUGCGCCAGUCGACCAACAACCCGGCCGUGCUCUCGCGCCUGGACGGGCAGAUCAAGGACGGCCGCCGCAACAUCGAGUACUUCGAGUCGAAGCUGCGGGACUUGAGCGUGCAGCGCACUGCGGCAGGCGUGGAGAACAUGAGCCUGCAGCAGCCAGGUGGGUCGGGCUCUCGAAAGGCGAACAACCCGCUGACUCCCCCCCCCAAAGAUGGCUGGAACGGCUACAUGUCGAAUGAACAGGAGGGCUAUGGCGGGCAACAGGGCCAGUAUGGCGACCUCAGCGCCGGCAAAGGGCUCAUGCCACCACGCGCCCCAUAUGCCCCGCCAGCACCCGGCGCGCCGAACAAGAGGCCCAACUACAGCAAGCUCGACCUCAUCCGCUAUGACACGCAGCACCUUGGACCCCGCAUUCAGCUCAUGUUGUCUCAGCUCGAGUUCAAGCUUAGUGUCGAGAAGCAGUACAAGGACGGAAUCGAGAAGAUGGUGCGCCUGUACCAGAUGGAGGGUGACCGCAAGAGCAAGCAGGACGCAGAAGCCAAGCGCAUUGAGAGUAACCAGAAGAUCCAACUGCUAAAGCACUCCCUCAAGCGGUACGAGGAUCUGCACGUGGACAUCGAUGGCGCAGACGACGGCGAUGGUAAAGCUCUAGACCAUCUGCACACAACUUUGACUGACAUCCAUUGUAGAUGACAGCCUGAGCGUACCCAGCCAGAGGAAGCCGCUGAGCGGUCACCUCUCCCUAACAGUCCACGCGGUCGCCGAUGUUGACCACGCAGCUACCGGUCGCUUUAGUCGAGGACCCGAAACCUUCAUCAACAUCAAGGUCGAA
Macroventuria anomochaeta is the source of this 1044-nucleotide messenger RNA. RefSeq names its product HR1-domain-containing protein. Gene Ontology annotation, molecular function: diacylglycerol-dependent serine/threonine kinase activity. The transcript is spliced from 2 exons. The record is from RefSeq and is a predicted model, not a curated record. Gene Ontology annotation, biological process: signal transduction; fungal-type cell wall biogenesis. Bases 135 to 905 code for a protein of 256 amino acids. Lineage: Eukaryota; Fungi; Ascomycota; Dothideomycetes; Pleosporales; Didymellaceae.